CCCGCUCUGGCCCCGCCCCCGGCCUCGCAGUCACGGUCCGCGGUCCCUGCGCUUGGAGUCGCCAUUUUGCUCCUAGGACGCUGUCUGGAGCGCCCGCUUACUUCCUUUGGCUUUCGAGGCUGCGGCGAGGCCGGGCUGGAUCUAGACCAGGAGGAGUUUUGUUGUCAGAGAGUAACAGGAGGUUGUCCAUAAUUGACUUUAAGCAGCAAACACUAAAACACUGAGCUCUGCAGCUCCACCUUUCUUGCUCUGAGAUUGGAAAACCAAGAAGGUUUUGAUGUUUUGUGUGGCGCCACCUGAAUUAGAAACCAAGAUGAAUAUAACCAAAGGAGGUCUGGUAUUGUUUUCAGCAAAUUCCAAUUCAUCGUGUAUGGAGCUUUCAAAGAAAAUUGCUGAAAACAAGAGUUCAGAUUCAAGAGUCUGUGAGGGGAAAAGAUGUGUUUAUCAUCCAAACCAUCUCAAAGGAUGUGAACACCACCAUCAUGGAGCUCCUGAUCAUGGUGUAUGCAUGUAAGACCUCAUGUGCCAAGAGCAUCAUUGGUGUGAUCCCUUACUUUCCUUACAGCAAGCAGUGCAAAAUGAGGAAGAGGGGCUCCAUCGUCUCCAAAUUGCUGGCUUCUAUGAUGUGCAAAGCUGGUCUGACUCAUCUCAUCACUAUGGAUUUACACCAGAAGGAAAUCCAGGGCUUCUUCAAUAUUCCCGUGGAUAACUUAAGGGCAUCUCCCUUCCUGUUACAGUACAUUCAAGAAGAGAUCCCGGAUUACAGGAAUGCAGUCAUUGUGGCCAAGUCUCCAGCCUCAGCCAAGAGGGCACAGUCUUUUGCUGAGCGUCUUCGCCUGGGAAUCGCAGUGAUCCAUGGAGAAGCACAGGACGCUGAGUCAGACUUGGUGGAUGGCCGGCACUCUCCACCCAUGGUCAGGAGUGUAGCUGCCAUCCACCCCAGCCUGGAGAUCCCCAUGCUGAUUCCUAAAGAAAAGCCCCCGAUCACAGUUGUUGGCGACGUGGGAGGAAGGAUUGCCAUCAUUGUGGAUGACAUUAUCGAUGACGUGGACAGCUUUCUCGCUGCAGCAGAGACCCUGAAGGAAAGAGGCGCAUAUAAGAUCUUUGUGAUGGCAACUCAUGGCUUGUUAUCCUCUGAUGCCCCCCGGCUGAUUGAAGAGUCUGCCAUUGAUGAGGUGGUGGUCACCAAUACGAUCCCACAUGAAAUCCAGAAGCUCCAGUGCCCCAAGAUCAAAACUGUGGACAUAAGCAUGAUCCUGUCAGAAGCCAUCCGCCGCAUUCACAAUGGGGAGUCCAUGUCCUACCUCUUCAGAAACAUAGGCCUGGACGACUGAACAGCUCUCCUGGGGCAGAGUCCCCAUGGGCCAAGCUGGAGCCUGGCAUGCGCACUGGGAGGGUCCAUGCCUGGCUGGGUACAGCUGACCAGAGCCGGGUUUCCUUCGUCUCCUCUCCCCACACCCUCCUGACUAAUUCCUGUGAAGGUACAUGGACCAACUUUUUAUGUCAGUUUGGUUUUUUGUGAGUUUGGGGGAUAAUUUUUAUAAAAGAAAAGCUUUCUCUUAAAUAAGUUAAAACCUUAUUGUUUUUAGUGUAGAGCCGUUUUAGAAAGUAUACUUAGAAUGAGAUUUUUAAGCUCAUAUCCUUUUUCCAAAGUUGCUUGAUCCAAGUGUUCAAAAAAGUUAUUGAAAUAAAAUGACUACUGUCUGCUCCCCAUGGUCAGAAAGCCAAAAAGAUUACAUUGUUGACUCCAGUAAGCAACGUUUUUAGAAAUGCUUUUGUAAACAAGCAUAUGGAAUAUGUGGUUGUAUUUAUUUUCUGCAACAAAAGAGAAUAAAACCUUGUGUUUUUU
This is a messenger RNA of Nannospalax galili (Upper Galilee mountains blind mole rat), 1849 nucleotides long. It is a transcript of the gene Prpsap2, whose product is annotated as phosphoribosyl pyrophosphate synthetase associated protein 2. Gene Ontology annotation, molecular function: ribose phosphate diphosphokinase activity; magnesium ion binding. The transcript has 11 exons. The record is from RefSeq and is a predicted model, not a curated record. Gene Ontology annotation, cellular component: ribose phosphate diphosphokinase complex; cytoplasm. NCBI's taxonomy places the organism in Eukaryota, Metazoa, Chordata, Mammalia, Rodentia, Spalacidae. Gene Ontology annotation, biological process: 5-phosphoribose 1-diphosphate biosynthetic process; purine nucleotide biosynthetic process. Bases 483 to 1334 code for a protein of 283 amino acids.